UCUGGUACCGCCUCUCCGCGACGCAGCUUCCGUGGCUAGGAGGGGCGGGCACCAGCCCUGGAGCGUCUCCCUCGUGGCAAGGGCGGCUCAGGCGCUUGGCGGCCUCAGGGGGCGGGGGUCCAAGCUAAAGCCCAUGACAGGAGGUGCAAGGGUGAGGUGCUCGGGGCUGCUCCGUGUGGGCUUGGCGGCUGCGGCACGACUGAGCAGCAGCGGGAGCACGUUCGCCGCUAUGUCUUCACAGUCUCACCAGCUGACCACAGAAGAGAGGAAGCAAGUUUUAUAUGACCUGAAAGCUGCAGGAUGGUCUGAACUAAGUGAAAGGGAUGCUAUAUACAAAGAAUUCAACUUCAAAACUUUCAAUCAGGCUUUUGGCUUUAUGACUCGAAUUGCUCUGCAGGCUGAAAAGAUGAAUCAUCACCCUGAGUGGUUUAAUGUGUACAAUAAGAUCCAGAUAACUCUCAUUUCCCAUGACUGUGGAGGGCUGACAAAACGAGAUGUCAAGCUGGCUCAGUUUAUUGACAAAGCUGCUGCAUCUGUCUAACAAUGAGGUGUUGAAAUUAUUAUGGAACUGCAGUUCUUUUAAAACGAUUUCCCAUUGUAUUAAAUGAGACAUUUAUUCAGUC
Molecule: messenger RNA, 623 nt
Organism: Heteronotia binoei (common prickly gecko)
Lineage: Eukaryota; Metazoa; Chordata; Lepidosauria; Squamata; Gekkonidae
Gene: PCBD2
Product: pterin-4 alpha-carbinolamine dehydratase 2
Exons: 4
Coding region: 134-541 (135 amino acids)
Biological process (GO): tetrahydrobiopterin biosynthetic process
Molecular function (GO): 4-alpha-hydroxytetrahydrobiopterin dehydratase activity
Source: RefSeq, a predicted model, not a curated record